GUGAAAGACAAGACAAAACAAAACAAACUCCCCUGAUCUGAUCAGGAGAGGAGAUCACACACGCUUCACGACUCUGUUUAAUUUUCUUCAGCUAUCUAGGUGUCGAAGAUCGAUAGAUAGAUAGAUAGAUAUCUGUAUAGACCCAUAAACUCAAAAUCAAAAUCAAAAUCAAGAUCGAGAGAGAGAGAGAGAGAGAGAGAGAGAGGAAGGACUUCUGAACCCCUCCGACAGCGACGUCAACCGAACGCCAUUGGUUUUUUUUUCUGGCCACCUACCAUUUUAUUUCACGUACCCGAUUUCCGCCCUCCCUCUUCAUAUACGCCCAUGCUUUGAUCUGAAAAAAAGGGGCAGAUUUGGUGGAUACUUUGAUCGGGAAUAAAAGUUUUAGAGAGAGAUGGGAGUGUGUGGGUCUAAACCCAUGGCUUGCGUGUGUCCCGGAAAGAAACCCGGCAGAAGAAGACGACGGAGGAGAGAGAGGAAGAGUAAGAUCCAUUCUUCUCUAUACAAACGGAACGACGUCGUUGAUCCGUCUACCCUCGUCGAUCGGGCUUACACCAACCCUACUUUCAGAGUGGCAUCAAAAGAAAAUUCUGACGCUGCAAAUGCUGCAACAGCAAUCGAGUCUGAUUGUGAUGAUGAUUUUCAUAGUGUGCAAGAUGCAUUUACAGAUGUCUAUCACCGUAGCUCCGAUGUUGAUUCCACUUCAGAUAUCGUAUCUCCCAGAUCUUCUCGCCACAUUAAUUAUGAUAUUACCCGCAAGUAUUUAUCUAGUCAGCAACCCAAUCUAAAUGGAGAAUCAGGAGGAGAUACGGAAAGCAAAUGCGGAGGAGAGGGCGCAAAGAAUGAGAAAACCCUUAAUCUGCGUCCAAGAGGUGUUGAUCCUCAAUUGGAAUCUGAUGAAAGUGACAGUGAUAACGAAGCAGGAGUGUUGCACAAUUGUGGACUUCUUACCAAUAAUUGUUUACCUUGUCUUGCUACUGAUGUUUCCUCUGAUGAAAAUAAAAGACCCCUAAGCCCCAGCACCCCGAGUGCCAUGAAGAAAAUGGCUUCAAUAUUCUCUUUUAAAAGGAAGGAGGAGCAAGCUACUCCUGCACUAUUUUCACCAAAGGCACUUCUCCAAAGACCAGUUGCGGGUUCCCAAGUUCCACACUGUCCACCAGAAAAGACAAUGAGUGAUUGCUGGUCACCAAUCGAGCCAAGUACCUUCAAAGUCCGUGGUGGAAACUAUCUUAGGGAUAAAAAGAAAGAUUCUGCUUCAAACCAUGCUGCAUUUUAUCCUCUUGGUGUAGAUGUGUUUUUGUCUCCGCGUAAAAUUGAUCAUAUUGCUCGUUUCGUGGAACUUCAAGCCUUGAAUUCGUCUGGAGAAGUCCCUGCUAUUCUUGUCGUUAAUCUUCAGAUUCCGCUGUAUCCUGCCAAAAUCUUUCCAAAUGAAUAUGACGGAGAAGGAAUGAGUUACGUUUUGUACUUCAAGCUAUCCGACAAUUAUUCGGAACUUCCACUCAAUUUCCAAGAACAAAUCAAGAGGUUGAUUGAUGACGAAGUAGAGAGGGUCAGAGGUUUUCCGUUGGAAACAACUGCACCCUUCAGGGAAAGGUUGAAGAUCUUGGGUCGAGUGGUAAACAUGGAAGAUCUUCAUCUAAGUGCAGCUGAGAGGAAGCUUAUGACUGCUUACAAUGAAAAGCCUGUUCUCUCACGUCCUCAACAUGAAUUUUACCUGGGGCAGAACUACUUCGAGAUUGAUUUGGAUAUGCACAGAUUUGGCUAUAUCCCUAGGAAGGGUUUUGAAACAUUUCAAGAGAGAUUGAAGAAUUGCAUCUUGGAUUUUGGCCUGACUAUACAGGGAAACAAACCAGAAGACUUACCAGAGAAUGUGCUCUGUUGUGUGAGAUUGAAGGAGAUUAACUAUUCUAAUUACCACCAACUGGGGUUUUGAAUCAAGGGCUUUCGUACCCAGCUUGGGUUUUCACUGAAAAGCCAAAGAUUCCAGCAGAUGAGAACUAAUCAAGACUCAAGAGGCGUCGUUUGAGUUUUUUCAUGGGUUAUUUAUUGUUCCUGUUUUUACAGGUCUUUGAAUAAUCUUGCAGUCUCUUGAAUUGACUUUGAACAUCCGUAUUUAUCUGUAAAGCAUUGCUUACACGAGUGUACAGUUCAAAACCUGGUUGAUAUGAAAUAAAAAGCAAGCAUUUUCACGAA
Rhododendron vialii is the source of this 2193-nucleotide messenger RNA. RefSeq lists its product as uncharacterized. Bases 395 to 1933 code for a protein of 512 amino acids. The transcript has 9 exons. NCBI's taxonomy places the organism in Eukaryota, Viridiplantae, Streptophyta, Magnoliopsida, Ericales, Ericaceae. The record is from RefSeq and is a predicted model, not a curated record.